Phodopus roborovskii (desert hamster) is the source of this 1093-nucleotide messenger RNA. It is a transcript of the gene Fxyd5, whose product is annotated as FXYD domain containing ion transport regulator 5. The record is from RefSeq and is a predicted model, not a curated record. Gene Ontology annotation, cellular component: membrane. The transcript is spliced from 9 exons. The coding region runs from base 285 to 848 and encodes 187 amino acids. Gene Ontology annotation, molecular function: sodium channel regulator activity. Gene Ontology annotation, biological process: regulation of sodium ion transmembrane transporter activity. NCBI's taxonomy places the organism in Eukaryota, Metazoa, Chordata, Mammalia, Rodentia, Cricetidae.
ACAUCCUUCCCUCCAAACCUCCCCAAGGGGCCUUCCGUUCUCUGUACCCUUGUCCCCAUCUGUGUCCCCAGACCCUCGAGUUGGAGGCCACCGCCCUCAGUCCCCCAUCGUCCUCCACCGCCCCUGCUCCCACCCCUGACUGUAGGGCCUGGAAGCUGGAGAGGAAAUGACUGAGCUGCUCUGGUCCCCGCCCGCCCGAGCCCGCGCCCCUGGCCACACCCUCUGCCCCAGGCAGCUCCCACGCGGUACUCUCACACUCCAGGCUAGAGACCCUGGGCUCGGAUAUGUCCCCGUCCUGGUGCCUGUGUCUCCUCGUCUUUGCUGCCCUGAUUCUGCUCAGCAGAGGGCAGACAACAGAAAAGGCUACAUCCAGCUCUGCGGUGGACCAGACGUCUGUGAAUACUCAUGUCCCAAGUAAGGAAAGCAAUGCAGGCCCUAAAAUUCUCACUGCAGACAGAACCAACCCAGAAGUCCAGCCUACCACUCCCGUGAGGAUCUGGGAAUCCGAUGAGACCACGCAAAGCCAGACAGCGGGCAAAACCGAGAUCCAGCAAACGACAGGAAUGGACACCACGCAUCCGGUGACAGAUCCAGGGACACACGGGAGCAGCGGGGAAGGAACCACAGCACUCCCUGGGAUCGGGUCUCCAAGCCCAACCAAACACUUCACAUCGGGCCCCUUCUACAAGCCACAAGACUCGAAUGAGAACCCCUUCUACUAUGACGAUUUUACUCUCCGGAAACGGGGGCUGCUGGUGGCAGCGGUGCUGUUCAUCACGGGCAUUAUCAUCCUCACCAGUGGGAAGUGUAGACACCUGUCCCGAAUGUGCCUGAAUCGCCACAGGUGAGUGGGGGCCGACACCCCGAUGGACAUCCCAGUUGGAGCCUCAUAGAACACCAGCUCGCCACCCCUGCUUUCUCCCUCCCAAGAGCCUGUAGUGGUCAGCAUGUAAGGACUCUCCAAGGAAGACACCACUGGAGGAAGCCAGGCCUGAGGCUGGUGGCCUCCCCACCCCGAGGGUGCCUGGCUCCCCGGGCACUGCCCUGCCCCUUAUCCAACCUGUUAAGAUAAAUCCAUGGUCUUUGUCCCGUG